AUGGGCAUACACUCCUCUCGUCCCCAGAGAUGCGCCAUAUUCUCUGUUUUAUUAUUGUUGCUUUCUAUAUCCCACACCGCAGCUCAUGGCUAUACAAGCAACUCCAAUAGCGUCAGCUGUGCCAGAGUCUCGGAGGGUGAACCAGCUCUUACGGUCGACUGGUCGAAGGCAUUAUUUUGUUCGGAAAAUGCUGUCGAACAUAAGCGGGAAUCCCCUAGAGUCGAGGACAUCUAUCGACCGUCCUGCAACAAGUCCUCACACAGCCUACAGCGUGUUGUUGGGUAUUAUGAAACCUGGACUAUCCGACGCCGAUGCAAUGUAUUCUGGCCCGAGCGGAUCCCCCCAGGCGUUUAUACACACAUCAAUGUGGCUUACGCUGUGAUUGACCCCGACACCUUCGAGGUUAGGCCCAGCCUGCUGGCUGACAUCAAUCUCUUCACAAGACUCACCGAUCUCAAGAGAAGUGAUCCUGAUCUAAAAGUGUUCAUUGCCCUGGGCGGUUCGAUGUACAGUUCCCCAGGCCCUACCGAACACACAUUCACAGACCUAGCGGCCUCUGAAGCAAACCAGACGGCAUUUAUCAAAUCCCUCACGAAAUUCAUGACUGCCUUCGAUUUCGAUGGAGUCGAUCUUGAUUGGCAAUAUCCAGGGGCAGAGAACCGCGGUGGUCGCCCGCAGGACUUUGCUAAUUUCCCCCGGUUCUUGAAGAACCUCAAGGCCGCUCUCAGCCAGACUGGCGGGAGAGAUGGUCUGAGCAUUACCCUUCCCAGUUCAUAUCAAUAUCUCCAACACUAUGAUAUCCAGAGGAUAAGAAAUCACGUGGACUUCUUCAAUGUGAUGACGUACGAUCUGCAUGGUACAUAUCGCAAGGGAGAAGCGUGGAAUGACGAAUCUCUCAACGCACAUACCAAUUUGACCGAGAUCCAAGACUCCCUGGACCUGCUGUGGCAGUAUGAUAUCUCGCCCCAGCAAGUCGUUCUGGGGAUGGCCUUCUACGGAAGAACAUUCCAACUCACGGACCCGUCCUGCAACACGCCUGGGUGCCCGUUCGCUUCUGGCGGAGAGGCACAACGCUGCAGUUACGAGGUUGGGGUAUUGAUGAAUUCCGAAAUUGACGAUAUCGUUGCGCGGAACAAUCUCACCCCUAUUCUCGACAGUAAUGCCGCAGUCAAGAUGGCCACCUGGGACAACCAGUGGCUUGCAUACGACGAUGUCGACACCUUUCAACUAAAGGCAGACUUCGCCCGCAGCCAAUGUUUAGGGGGCCUAAUGGUCUGGGCCGUGAGCCAUGACCACGCCAGCGGAGCAUACUCUCAGGCCCUUAAGACCGCAGCUCGGCGCAAGUUCGUCGCUCUAGCAAACGAUGCUACGGUAGACGACACUAUCUUGCCAACGUGA
Molecule: messenger RNA, 1398 nt
Organism: Aspergillus terreus NIH2624
Lineage: Eukaryota; Fungi; Ascomycota; Eurotiomycetes; Eurotiales; Aspergillaceae
Product: glycoside hydrolase family 18 protein
Exons: 1
Coding region: 1-1398 (465 amino acids)
Biological process (GO): carbohydrate metabolic process
Molecular function (GO): chitin binding
Source: RefSeq, a predicted model, not a curated record